UUACUCUUUCCAGCCAGCAGCACUCUGGAAAAACAUGAUCACUACCGAGUAGUGAUUUUCGAAACAGUGCCUGGUUUCUAGGCAACAGCGUUGAAAUCAUUUGACCCGGAAGUACAUCUCGGAUGUAAUUCAAAGCUGGUCUUGGACAAGUUUGCAGGAAAGAGAAGUAUUUAAAGUGUUAUUAACAAACAGCGCGUCCAUCUCAGAAUCCCUCCAUCAUCUGCUUGUUGAAGACAUGUCGGGUUUUCUGGUUUGGAGUGGGACUGGGUUCUUCUUGCUGGCUCUGCUCCUCCUGCUCCUCCUGUCUGUGUAUGUGGUGUAUUCCGGCCUGCUGACUGAGAUCCACAUCAGCACCGGAUCCUCUGCUGUGAAAACCAUCACUGUGGCUUAUAAAUACAGAGAAGGUCCUUAUAAAGAGUCCGGGCUGCUGUUUGCUGAGAGCUGCAGGAUUGCACCAGAGCUGCCCACUGUAGGCGUCUUCUAUGAUGAUCCAAAGAAGGUACCUGGUCCGAAAUGUCGCUGUGCCGUGGGCAGUAUCCUGAGUGAGGGUGAUCAGAGACCCAGUGCAGAACUCCAGGAGCUCUAUGAGAAGUUUGGCUUUCGUAUCUUCACUUUCCCUGAGGUCACCCAUGUGGUCUCGUCUCGUUUCCCCAACAGAACCCGACUCUCCAUUAUCCUGGGAGUGCUCAGGGUUUACCCACAGCUCAACUGCUAUAUUAAGGACAGGAAGCUGUGUGCUCACCCCUUCCUCGAGAUCUACAGGAAUCGGUCAAUCUACUACAUGAGUCCACUAGCCAGGCAGGGAGAUUUCUACGUGCCCGAGGUCCAGAAAGCCCCGAAAAGAAAACAGGAAGGGGAGGAGUCUGAGGAGGACAGGAGGACUGACAUCACAGGUGCAGACUCUCACAGCGAUUGCAGCUCGGUCAGCUCCCUGCUUCCGUCACACAGCAGAGACACGUCUCCAGCUCUGUCUCUCUCUCCAUCCGUCCAGGACCACCAACGUAGGGACUCGGUCUCAGAUUCUGACUCGGGCAGCCAGACGAGUCAAAGGAGCUCCAGCGCUUCAUCCUUUGAAGAGCUGCAGGUAGAGAUGGAGAAGGGCAUAACAUCUGACGGCCUGGAGGACACCAAAAUCAGCUCUCAGCAUCAAGGCCUGGUGGUGGAAGGAGAGGAGUGAUGUCUGGAAAUGGAAAGCAAAUGCGGGAAAAGAAUAAGAGACCUGUUUGUGCAUGGGGUUUUUAAAAUUUUAAAUUACAUGGAUGUUCCUCCUGUCAAGUGUUGCCAGGCGGUCUUAUUCCACAGCAGUGUUGUCUUCGAUUCUGACUGGUCAGAAGGUGUUGAUUAGUUUUCUAUAAUAGUAGUCCUGACAGGUGCUCUGAUUACAUGGGACCCUCCAUGGCAUUGAAGGCUAAUAAUAAAUGGAUAAAAAUAACAUUUAUGGAAGGAGUCUCCAGGUUCGGUAAGUUUCCCAUGAGGAAUGUCUUCAGGAUCAAGAAGUUUCAACAGAAACAAAGAGAAGCUUGUUCCAUGGAACAUUGAACGUAACCAUAAAUGGUUAAAAAGUGUCAAAUAUUGUUCACUAAUCAAUUUUAAUUCUAAUCAUUGCCAACUUGCUGUGGUAUAAGAAGAAUAAAACAGCUGGGGAUGUGCUGUUAUGGCAAAAUAAUCCCCUUCAGCCUGGUAUCAUAUCACUCCGUCUUGGAUUAUUUUCUUAAAACUGCACACACCGUCGUGUUUUACUCCGUACAUCUUUGGUCAGGGUUUAAAGAGGAUGCACUGAUCAAAAACUGAAUACUGUUUCAGACUGCGACUGGCCUAAAAUGCUGGAUUGACAUAAGAUCAGAUUUGACGGACUGUAUAUUUCCCCAACAGUACUGGAUUCAGAUCAGAUUUUAUCAUCUCGUGAACGUUAAGAAAUGGAAUCGGUCUCGUGCUAGUUUUAAAAAAUGGCUGGUUCGAUGUUAGUGUUGUCUUUCAUGGGGAAUUUAUUAUUCUGAUAAAAUAACGGAGACAUUUACGAACGUCUUUGGUUCAGAAGUUUCACCUUUAAGACUUGAAAAUUGCACUGGGGGGGGGAUGACAAAAAAUGGUUUAAACCAAGUAACCUGGAUUUCUUGAACGUCAUUUCAUUGUGGCAUCUUGUCUCGUAUUUAUGAACACAUGUUUAAAUAGUUCUUAUUUAAAGGAAGAUUUCUGUGUUGAGCAAGGUAGUGAUUUUGUUUUCUUAAUAACUGACAUUUCAACCAUCGUUUGAAGAUCAGACGAACAGCAUUUCAGCAGACGUUCUUGUGAAACGUUCUGUUUCUUGCCAUUUCCAUUGUCUGGUGUUGUUGACAACAUGACGGACUCUGUGGCAUUAAUUAAUUAUUAUUACAGGUGUAUUAAUCUCCAUGUAAAGGACAUCUUUGGAAUUUAAACAUCUCUUCUGUAUUACAGGCUUGCCAUUUGAUGAUCAUCGCCUGAUAUUUUUAUAUGAAUCGAGUAGACCACAGAUCAACAGUCAGUUUUACAAUGACUUACAACAGAUUCCUCUGAAUGUGGAUCAGAUUUGAAAUCAUACAACUUGUAUUUCUCUGUACUUGACUUUUUUUUUGAAACACAAAUCUGCAUUUUGUUCAUUUUGCUGUUCAUUUGUCAGUCUUCUUGUGCUAGUGUUUUUAUAUGACAGUUAUUUGGAAUAAUUUUCCUUCCUGAUUUCUCCUUUUCUCGGUUCUCUCAAGUUUGAUUUGUCAACCAAAUUGGACAUUUAUGUGAUGUUUUUAUGUGAGACGUUGACUGCGAUGUUCUGCUCCCUUCAGACUCUUGAUCAGUUGUGUGUGAUAUAAUAAAGUGUUUUAUACGGUAUAUUAUUAUCCAUACAGGACACUUUUUCAAUGGAAUAAAAACACGUGUUCUAUUCCCUUCUAGCGGGUUCCAUUCAUUUGAUUUGAUAGCAAGCAAUAUUGUUAGCAUAUCGCUUAUCCUACGUGUAUUACAUCACUCUACCCAGUGGAGAAUGAGUGUUGAAUAUGGUUUACGAUAUUGCAUGGUUGUCAAGACAUGACGUCACACAUCGGUGACGUAACCUACCAUGCUAGUAA
This is a messenger RNA of Neoarius graeffei (lesser salmon catfish), 3080 nucleotides long. RefSeq names its product testis-expressed protein 264 homolog. The record is from RefSeq and is a predicted model, not a curated record. The transcript is spliced from 4 exons. Gene Ontology annotation, biological process: protein-DNA covalent cross-linking repair; reticulophagy. NCBI's taxonomy places the organism in Eukaryota, Metazoa, Chordata, Actinopteri, Siluriformes, Ariidae. Gene Ontology annotation, cellular component: endoplasmic reticulum membrane; replication fork; nucleus. The coding region runs from base 236 to 1177 and encodes 313 amino acids.